Xyrichtys novacula (pearly razorfish) is the source of this 10682-nucleotide messenger RNA. The record is from the annotation of a GenBank genome assembly. Lineage: Eukaryota; Metazoa; Chordata; Actinopteri; Labriformes; Labridae.
GCUGUAAACAGAGACCAGAGAGAGAAAGAAAGAGAGCACCCUCUCUCUCUUCCCCUUUCUCUCCCUCUCUGUCUAUCCAUCUUUCUAUCUGUCCUCCUGACUGCAGUCUGCAUACAGUGCCACACUGCUGCUGCUGCUCCUGCCGCUGCUGCUGCUGCUGUGAUAGGACCAAGUGGGAGGAACAGCUUCCUCUGUUUUGCCUUAAAAAAAUGACAAGACAUCUUCCUGGAGCUGCUGCUGCAGGGGUGGAUUUGGCUUCUAGGCUCCUGCAUUGCACAAUCUCUCCUCUCUGAUAAAUAAGACAAGAAGACGGAGCACUUGAAGACACUGAGGAGUAGCAGUAGGACGCAGAGGAGCCACAGUGGGGUGAAGGGGGUGUGGGGGAUAAUAGAUUAAAAAGAGAAGAAGGAGAGAAGUUGAAUGGCAGAGGAGGUAUGAGGAAGGAAACGAAAGCAGGGGGUGGACACAGUGAAAAGAAGACAGAGUGAGUCCCACUGCGGUAGAAUGAGGGUAAGAGUGAAAGAGAGAGCCAGGAAGCAUUCGAGCCGCCAGCCUUUCGCACGCCACCCAGGACCCAUCGCUUUCUGAAGGAGGCAAGAAGAGGAAUCCACCGUGGAGGCGAGAAGGAGAAGGAGGAGGGGGGCUGAGGAGGAGGAAGCCAGAGGUUCUACACACAAGAUGGCUGCUGUGUCCUCUGCCUCUGACACUGGUAAGUGCUUUUUUUUUUUUAACAUCCUUUGCUACACACCUCUCAUCAGGUUCCUUUUCAUUACCAUUCAGCCAGUCACAGCAAUCGAGGAGAACUCUCCACGGUCUGUAUCAAACACCUACAAUAGUGAGACACUGUUGCUUGAGUCAGUUCCUCCUGUUUGGCAGCCCUCCUAAGUUUGAAAUAAAUCACCAAACUUCCUCUUCUCACAUUCCAUUUUUACAUCCUGUCAUCAGCACAGCACAAACAUAUUUCCGCUUGCUAUCUCUUGAAUAUCCAUGCUCUUCUGCUGCACUGUUUCUAGAAACAUUUACCCUUGUUGUGUAACUUUUACUGAGAGUAAAUCAUAUUCUGUCCACAUGCCCUUCUCUCUGGAGGGGAUCCAAGGUUCCUCCUAUUUGGCAUGUUUUUUUCCAAAGCUUAGGAAGGUGGAAAACAAAAGAGAGGCAUGAUGGGAAGGGACAGAAGAGAGUCUGGGAUGAAUGAAAGAUAAGGCAGGUGUAGUGUAGAAAGGAGCAGGGAUGAAAGAAAAUUUGAAGAAGGAGGUCAGAAUUGAUGGAGAGAGAAGAGAAAUAAAGAGGAGAGAUGCAAAAGUUUCUACAAAAGUACUUCAGUGGCGAGGCAGUCAUCCAGAGAUAAAACAGAAGAUGAAACAGAGUCAGGAAAAGAUGUUUCCACCUGGGACAACCUCAAGCGUAAUCUCUCACUUUGUGUUUCAACAGGUGACCCCAGGGGCCGACACCCUCCAGAGCGGAGGCUCCUGCUCCUAGGAGGGCCGCAUUCUGGUAAGACCUCCACUGCCAACACCAUCCUAGGUGAUGAGGUCUUCGACGCAGGGACAGAGACCACUCACAGCAACGUGGGUCAGACGGAGAUCUACGGUCGUCGGGUCACUGUGGUCGACACCCCGCCAUGGGCCAUUCCCUCCGAUCCUGACGACAGCGCAGAAACUGACAACAACGACAAUGCUGGAGCCGAGUCCAACACCCCGCCUCAGCCUCCGCCGAGCCUGGACAGCGAGGGUCCAUGCAUGGGGGCCAUUCUCUGCCCUCCUGGACCCCACGCUAUCCUGCUGGUGGUGUCAGUCACGCAGCCUUUCACGGAGACACAGAGGAGGGCGGCAGAGGAGCAGCUGGGGGCUCUGGGUGGAGGGACCUGGAGGUACUCAAUGGUGGUUUUCACAGGGGUGGACAAGCUGCCUAAAGGGGUCUUCAUCGAGGAGCACAUUGCAAACACUGGAGAGUCCCUGCAGUGGUUGGUGGAGAGAUGUGGAAGCAGGUACGCUGUCUGUUUUACUCUCUUUUCCUCUGUCUGUUCAUUCAUAAAAAACAGUUAAACAAAGAAACAUGUUGCAAUCAGGACUUAAUCAGUCCAGCUGCAACAACCGCAAAAUUAUUACCAGAUCUUUUGGUGGGAGCAACAGAGUAGUAGCAUUUCUUCUCACUGUGUUUUCCCACAGUGGCUUCUUUCCUAUAACUUCAUUAUCAGGGUGGGAAGCUAGAAAGGGCUGACAAUUUUGUAAUUACAGUAUGUUUUCCAGAUUCCAGUUAAGUUGUACCAUUUUACAGCUUCUAAGGAACUUGACACUUAAAACAAUACAUUUGAUAAUAAAUCCCCUUACAUACCGUUAGACAGCAGCUAGCAUUAGCAUUUAACCUUGUCUUCACCACAGUUUAAAUAUGAGGUUUAAAGACUUAAUAGGGAUCUAAAGCUACUGUCAAGUUAACACAACAAAUCCUCUAACCCCCUUGCUAAUUUUAGAAAACAGCUGAUCCUACGUCCAACCUCUUCCUCGGAAAAUCAGAAAAUGGAAGCUAUGGGAACAAGAAAAUAGCUUAAAGGGCAAUUACACAUAUUUUAUACUUUGUAGAUUUUUAAAGGAGUACAGAUGGAUAGAUAAGUCAAAGAUAAUCGUUAUCUUUCAAUUCAAACAGCAUGCUAGAUCAUUCUUAGGUUUUCACAGUCAAAGUCACAGUCAUCCACUAAAUCCAGAAAUUAAACUUAUGUCAAGAUAAUACACAAAAAUAAGGCCAGCAUUUUCACCCAAGUUUACCAAGUAGGUUUUUAUGAGGUGUAAUAGUUAAUACUUUAUAUUCCAGACUUUCAAGGUGAAUGUGAUUUUGGCCAUCAGUAAGUGGAAUAACGUUUGAAAUUAGAGUUUUUACAUUUUUAUUAGAUUAAAUCCUCUGUAAAGAUAUUUUUAGCUUAGAAUCCAGUAAUACUAAAAACAUAAAGUAAGAAGUGACUGAAUGCCAUUUUUAGCUGCUGUCUUUUGGAAUUCCCCCUGUGUGACUAUUAAAGGAAUAUCUUCUCUUAUGUUGUGGUGGCUGAUGAGUUAACUAUAGUGUUGAUACCCUCCAGGACUUUCCCUUCAACUAAAAAUGAAACAAAAAUAAGUUUCCUUCCCUACAUUUAUUCAAUUUGUAAUCUGACACUCAGCAUUAAGACACUACGGCAGCAUUUUGCUCCCCACCUUAAGUACCACACCGGUGGAAAAUGGCGUAUUAUGAUUUAAGCUUCAAUAAUGCCUACAUCCAGAGUAUCACACCUUCUCCUAAAAACUGCAUGUCUUAAGCUUAAGCUUAUAUACUCCCAGUGACAUCUUCGGGGUUACUCGUAACGUUGGUAAGCUCCCUAAAGAGACACAGGGGAUGUUAUAUAACUGUUUUCACCGCCUGAUGAGUUAAAUUAAGGUUGAUAGGUCUCUCCAGCUGAAUAAAAGAUGAAUAAAAGUAAAAGUUAUUGUAUUAAAACUAGUGCUGUGGCCCUUUAGUAAUAGCAUUUGCACUACCUGCAGAUACCACGCCUUUGACAACACUCGGAAAGAGACAGAAGACAACACACAGGUGCCUGAGCUGAUGGAGAAAGUGGAGGAGUUGAUCACUGACAACCAAGGUUUGUUUGUUUUUACGUAACACGACACCCAAUGUAGAGCAUCACCUCUGCAAUUUUAAUAUUUUGAUCUUGUAUUAUUAAUGAAUACACCAAGUCUGUUUUGAACCUGAUUAAAAACAAUGAAUAAUUCAGUGUUGAUGUCUUGCAGGCUGGUACUUUGAGGUGAACGAGCUGAUUUUACUGGAAGAGGAGCAGGCCAGGAGAGCUCUGGAGGAAGAGAGAAUGAGAAUGGAGGAGCACACCAGACAGAGGGAGCAGAUGAUUGGAGGACCUCCCAGAGGUAUGAGGAAGCAGCAGCUGCGCUCUGAGUGGGCUUGUGUGUUUUUCUCUAGAAUUGCAGUGAUGCUGUUCUUGGGAAAUUCCAGGGCUGGUGUUCUCAGAAAUAGCUUACUCAUCGUCAAUCAAUAAUGCUGAUUUUCAGUUUCUUUGCUUCAAUUCUAAACGGUUUAUCACCCAACACAUUCACUCUGCAGCCAUUUUCCUCUGAUAUCAUGUUUUAGUGGAGGGGGGGGGGGGGGGCUUUAAUGCUGUAAUGAUGUCAUACUGCUGUUUCAGACUGUAGGCUGUAAGCUUGUUGGGUAUUUAUAAAACUUUGUUAUUCUAGCUGUCAUGGACUGAUGAGCAAUUAAAAAGACAAUAGAUGGUGGAAAUCCAGAGAGAACUCUUGCCAUGUUGGUAGCUGCUGUCUGAGGUUGGCUAAUGGAUGGGUUAAAACAACGCAUUUGCCUCAUUUGCUCCUCAUCUAUCAUAUGACACCAACUCAUUUUACCCACCUUCUAGCUGACGUUAGUAGGUGGUAUCAGGUCAGAUCUCCAUGAUGUUAGCUUGGACUUUAUUUCCUGCUGUUAUUAAAUGCUAACAUAUGUUUAACUUAGCUAACCAAAAUAGCAUCUAUCAUUAGAUUUGAGCAACUUUUUAGCUAAAAUUAGCCAGUAACUGCAAAUACAAACAGGUUUGAAAAGCACGGGUGUCUGUUUGUUGUAUCUGCCAUGCUAAUAUUAGCUGUUGUCUUUGCAUAUUUUCACUUAAAUCAAAUUCAACUUUAUUUGUAUGGCACUUUUCAGACAAAAAAUAUAGCUCAAAGUGCCUCACAGACAGAGCCUCAAUGGGGCCCUAAGCAAAUUUUGAUUUUGGGGCCCUUUAUUUCUGCCAGUGAUAUUGAUUGUUGAUCAUUCACACACCUUCACAAAUCUCUUUGAUUAACAUUCCAUGACAUGCAAACAUACCUUUAUCUUGGCGUUUUUUCUCUUCUUGCAUUUUCUUUUCUCUGCUCCUGAAGUAUGUGUCCUUUUUUGUGACAUUUUUUCGCCCCACAACUACCUGCUCUUUGGAUGCUCAGUGCACAUUUCACAGCAGAAGGCACAUAACGGUAGCGGAGCUUUGACAUAUCGUCAGUAAGAAUCAAAGGCCUACAGAAGCAGCAGCACUAAAACGUUUUUACUUUACUUAAUUUUAUUUUUACAAUAAUAUAUAUUUGAUUAAACAGAAAGCAUCACUCAUGCAUUCAAAAGACAAAAAAAAAAAAUAAAAAAAAUUAAUUGCUCUUGCGGGCCCCUAUUGGCCGCAGUGCCCGAAGCAGGCGCUUAGUAUACCUUGGGCCAGCCCUGCUCUCAGAGGCUAAAAACAACAAUUAAACAACAAUAAAACCCCACCCAUGGACCCACACACAGACACACACCCACCCUCACAUACACACACACACAAGCACACACAGUUUGAGAAUUUAAGAUAUAUUGUCAAAGAGACAUGGCCUGACACCAAGACAUUGCAUGAGGAAAGAUCUACCUUUAGGAAACACUGAAGAUAAAAGAUAAAAAAAUAGAAUAAAAUAAAUAAAUAAAUAAUAGUAAAAAGAAAGACUAAAACCUGAUGGACUAAAACAAGAAAAGAAAAUGAACAAAUAAGAGCUCUUUACCAUACAAAAAGGGGUAAAAGAAGUAAAAACAUCGAAGGCAGGAGUUAAGAAAAAGACUAAGAACAGAAAUAAAAGAAAUAUAAAAAGGCAAUCAGUAAAAAGCCUGGUCAAAAAGGUGAGUCUUGAGCCUCUUCUUAAAAACAUCAACAGUCUCUGCGGCCUUGAGGCUGUCCGGCAGGCUGUUCCACAACUGGAGACCAUAGAAACUAUCACUUGUCCUUUCAGUUGCUCAUUUGUUCAGAGCCCUAAAAUUACAACAAUCAUCAAGUACAUUUAUUGGAUUUCAAACCCACAGUACAGUUGUGUAGAGGAAGAUUAAAAGAGCCAGUUCUCUCAUGUUUUUAUCUCUCAUUAUCUAAUACCUUCUCUGUCUGUCUCUCUGUGUUUACAGAGUUGAGGUUACUCUUGUUAGGCUGGAAGGGCGUUGGAAAGAGCUCUGUUGGGAACUCCAUCCUGGGCCGUCGAUACUUUGAGUCAGGCCAGGAGACUGAGCUGUGCCUUCGGCGGCAGGCGCUUGUAUCUGGUCGCCGGGUCACCAUCGUCGACACCCCAGGCUGGGAUUGGUUCUCAGUGAGGCGAACCCCAAAGCGUAUCCGUCAAGAGUCCCAGCGAGGCGCCGCCCUCCUACGACCUGGACCCCACACCCUGCUGCUCGUCCUCCCUGUGGUCUCGUCCCUCACUGCCAGGAAGAGGAGGACGCUCCUGGCGCACAUAGAGACUCUGUUCGGUGACAGCGCGUGCCUCCACACCAUGGUGCUCUUCAGCUGUGGUGAUUGGUUGGGCCGCACACCCAUCGAGGAGCACAUCCUUAGAGGUGGCCGAGAGCUGCAAAGACUGCUUGAAUACUGUGGGAACUAUUACCACGUCCUGGACAGUAAAACUCCGGGGAAGGACCGGAGUGUGUCUGUGCUCCUGGAUAAGAUAGAGGAGAUGAUAAGAGAGAACGGAGACAAGGCUUUCCUCCCUAUUCAGACUGAAUGGCGUAAGUUUCAUCAUUUUAUUGUCAUGUCUAUAAUUUAAAUGGCAGUUUGGAUAAAUGAAAUACACUGCAUGAAACUGAUGUGUUACACUGACAGUAUUUUCACUCUUGUUCCAAGUUGUGCCCUUACUUACACAGUGAAAUUAAAUUAUACAGCUUUCCAGUAUCAGAAAACAGCAUUACACCUCAGAACGUAAUAAGUACUCACUGCAUUAUAUACUAAUUUACAUAUUCCACGAGAGAUUAGUGGUUUUAAGCAUUAUAAGAGUUCAGCUCCAGGAUUUAUAGCGCAAGUGUGUCAUGCAUGCUGUUCAACCCCAUUUCAUCAGUUCAGGGUGCAAGCAAACCAUCGUUAUGUCAUCACUCGCUUCCUUUGAAAGCCAGGUGCACUUGAAGGCAAACGCGGAGCUUUAAAUGCAGAUUUUUUCUUUUUUUUGUCUUUUUUCUACAUAGACUUGAGCUUCAUAGGCACUCAGGCUUGUAGUCCUCUCUUUUUCCAGUGUGCACCUGUACACACAGGAUGCAUACAGGCAUUUUUUCCAAAUAUUACUAUGCACAGGUUGAGACUUUGUGCGCUGCAGUGAUUGCACAAUGCAAAAAAAGCAAGUAACACUAUGUUGACUGCUUUGAGAAAGUGCACUAAUGUUUAGCAGAGGAACAGCAGUGCUGCAGAGCGUUUAUGUGCAGGCAGUAAACAGAUAAAUUAUAAACAUCUCCUGCUUCUCUAAAAAGCAAGAAAACACCUUUAACUUGUACCAGGUUUAGUCAGUCAGUCAGUGGUGCAGUUGUUUUCUCCUGCUCUAAGAUAGCGAUGCAACACCAAUGCGCCUGACCACACCUCAUUCUGAGACUGAUGUGCCCGCGGGUGCACAGAUGGGUGCAAAUAAAUUGACUGUUAAAACAACAAGAGAGCUAGGUGUGAUAUUGAAAACUGUCAGCAUCACUCUGCAUUGUUUUUUAUGUGUGUUAGACAGAGCUCCUGAUGUUUACAAAUCUAAUUUCAUACUAUACGUCUGUCUAAUUGAAUUUCGUUGCAUUUGACAGUGAGCGAGGAGAGCUCUUACUCCUCCGACAACACUGAGCCCGAGGACGACUGUCGAGGAUGCCAGCUCCAGUGACACGACUGAAUCAAAAGAAAAGCCGUCCAGCUUUUCCUCCUUGCUUUGAGCCUUUAAAAAGGCUUGAACGUCACUUUAUGUCACUGAAACCUCAUCAAGAUUUCCUGACGAGUUUGAGGAAAAACAGAAGUUUCCAACAAGAGACUCUUUGUUAGAAAUGUGAAGACUGAACUCACCGAUCACUGAGCAAAUCUGGAGCCAGACUGAAAAAGCACGUCAGAGACAAAAUGUUCCAAACACUCUCCUGAAAUACAUGAGGAGGAGGAGGAGGAGGAGAAACAUACUGCUUCAGCUUCAGGGGACCAGAGCUCGAUCCCUUUUCAUGAGCAUGUACACAGACAUCAACUGCUGCUAACUAGUCCCUGUUUCAAAACUGCAAAAGAAGAACCACUCCUUUACAUUCAGGCUGCACUGAUAAACAAAAAAGAUGAGGAGUUACAUCAAAAUCAAAAGGGAAAUGUGUAAAAAAAAAACAAAAACAAAAAAAACUAUGAUAUCAUGAGCAGUCAGGACUUGUGUCUGCUGUAAUUAUUGAUUAUCAAAAUAGAGUGAGAAAAUGUCUAUGUAAGACUUGGAGUACAUUUUAUUAUACGGUUGUACUAUUCUGCAUCAAGUGCCAUUUCUGUCAUUCAGUUUUAAUUAGUUUGAAUCAUAGUAAAAGAUUUGAUUAAUAGCAACCAAUUAUAUUUGAAGACUAUAUGAGAAAUAGAAGUAAGACGAUUGUGUUGUUGCCCCAUUGUGUACUAAAUGGGAGUAGAGUUUUGACUUAUACUAGUGCACCUUUGGAUGUGAAAUAUCUGAUUACGAAUAUGAGAGAUAGUGAAAUGUUUUCAUUAACACUAAGCUGGUUUCUGCUCAGGGAGUCAGGGUAGAAAUGUUUCCACCAGGGGGAAAAUCUGGAACAUUUAUAGAUAUGCAGAUGAGUGCGAAUUACAAAACUGCAGAUGUAAGCCACAUAUUAAUUCAUAUUAGUUUUUUGUGUGUUUGAUUUCGUUUCUGGGAGUAAAAGGGAAUCCGUGUUUGCACUUUGCUUAAUUUUGUUGAUUCUCUCGUGCUAAGAAGAUAAAUGCAACCCCCUCCAAAGCAGCAGAUACUCAGCAUUUCUUCUCAGCCCUCCUCUGCUGUAGCAUUCAUGCACAUGAGUAGCUCUAAAAAACAGUCAGGCUGAACCGAAACUGUGUGCGGUCUCAGAUCCCUGCGGAGCAGCUCAGGCUGGCUGUUAGCGUUCAUGCAUCCAGUGCAUUUAUCGACAAGGUAGAUUCAGCAACGUGCCUCAGCAUCAAAGCGUGUGAGUGGGAGUACAGCCCUGCAGUGGGGGGUGGUAUCCUAUAGGCUACAUCAGGCUUUAGCAUGCUACUGAAACAACAUAACCUCAUGAACCAUUGGAGCUCACAUAGGGCUUUUCCUACCUUUUCUACAUCAUUGAGACUCCUUUUUCUCACAUUAAUAGAGAUGUUUUGAGAAAUAAAAAAAUAUAUAUUCAGCUCUCAGAGGCAUGUUAAGACACCGCAUGCAAAUAAACGAGUGCCUAUAGAGUUGAAGGCAACCUCACUCCUUAUCCUCUAACUCUUGCCUAAGCAGGUCUAUUUGGGGAUUUCUGGUACACCAUCACAUCCUUCUACCUUUAUUGACUGUAUUCACACGGUGGUCAUUUUGUGCUGAUGUCACACUCAGGAAAGAAGAUUUAAUGCUCUAAUAAUGCUGGGAUACAGGUCGUUAGGGGUUAAAAAUGUGUUGUACAAGUUUAUUGGUUACAACUAGCUCUCAUGGAUUUUACCAACGACUGGAAGGAUGACAGAAAGAGAAAAUGUUAAGGGUCACAGAGCCCCCUUUUGAGCUACUACAACAUAUGAAACAAUCACCUGUAGGGCAGCCACCUUCCACCAGCAGCUUUUGUCGAUACUGUACUCUCCGGGUGUUAAAAAAAAGCACUAAUGGCAUUUUGUAACGCUGUGAAAUUUGCUGGUCUUGCAAUCUAGAAAACAGUAUGUGGGCUGUGUCUUAUCGAACUAGCAUUUAACCACUUAACCAGAGCCUUACCAGCACAGGCAUGUGGAUUUUAACCUACAUGGACUGAGGCAGUGGUUCUCAAGUCCAGUCCUCGAGGCCCACUGUCCUGCAUGUUUUGGAUGUUUGGAUGCGACCACACCUGAUUCAAAUGAUGAGCUCGUUAUCAAGCUCUGGAAUGGCUUAAUAACGAGCUGAUCAUUUGAAUCAGGUGUGUUGGAGCAGGGAAACAUCCAAAACAUGCAGGACAGUGGGCCUCGAGGACUGGACUUGAGAACUACUAGACUGAGGGAUGGUGGUGCCAAUUUUACUAAUGUCAGCCACUGGGGCUCAACUUUAAUUCCUCUGAUGUUUCCUACUCUUAGUUAGAAGGCUGAAUUUUAAAGAACUAAGAAAUAAAACACUAAAUAAAACAUCCCUGGUAGACAAGCCAACCCUUUGACUAACAACUGUGAAUAUAGCCAUACAAAUAUCAAAACAACUUUGAAACCUACUAUCCUGAGUGUGAUAUUAGAGGAAAUGGCCCCGUCUGAAUACGGUCAAAGCAAUUGCAAAAAAUAAAAGAGAAAGUGGAAAAAACAGAAUUUACACUCUGAAAGUUACAAAUACAAGCAUAUAAAAUAUGUGACCGAUACCACUGCCAUGCUCUACUAUGUUAUUUUCUACAAAAGCCUAUAAGAGAAACCCCACCCAUGCUUUCCUUAUGCUUUACUGACUCUGUGCUUCAUCUAGUGACGUAGGCUACCGCAGCACUUAGUGUGACGAGCAUGACUUUACAAUUUGAUAUGAAAAAAAUGUUUCAGACAUUUAUUUGGAGUCUUAGAGUCCUAAAUCACCUGUGAAUAUAUCGUAUAAGCUGUGCAUAUUUACAGUGUCAAAAUAUGUCACAUUGUGGCGCUUUUAGCAAAGCAUUUUUGCACUGUGUAAGUUCUACCACUUUACUGUAGCCAAAGUGACGUCACUUCCUGUGUGUUCCUGCCUAAACCGUGAUUGCGUCAUCAGUUCUUUACCCAUCAUCAGAAGAAAAUAAAAGAGAUGGAUAUAUUGUUGUGUAGUUUU